UGUGUCAAGUUCCAGAGAAGAGUUUCUUCUCUUCCAAGUUACUAAUCAGGCUAAAACACAUCCAGUAGGGGAAAGGGCUUGGAGGAAAGAAGUCCCCUGCUGCUGCUGGACUAAGAGGAACCAGCACCAAGAAGUCGACCGGAGGGAGCCUCGCCAUGCUCACAGCUGCUCCUCUACCUGUCAGGAGGAAAAGUACUGAGUGAAGGGCAGAAAACAAAACAGAAAUGCUCUGCCCUUGCAGAACUCAUGACCUAGGGCUACUCUUGAUGUUGACCUCCUUCUUCGUGUCGGAUUCAAGUAGUUCAUGCGUGGAUGGAAAUCGGACAUUAUCUCCUACAGAAGAUAACACUUGGCUGGCUGUGCAGAUGGGUACAAAGGCUGUGCUCUGUUGCCCUCAUAUUCCACCAACAUCAGUGUUGAUACUAACAUCAUGGAAAAUACACCUCAGAGACAAGCCUUCGUGCACCAUUUCCCUCAACAGAGAAACAAAUGAGACCGGGAAAAACAACUGUACUGAUGGGAGAAUCUCCUGGGCCUCCAGACCUGACCAGAAUCCUGAACUUCAGAUCCAUCCAGUGUCCAUCUCACAUGAAGGGGAUUACACAUGUCAGAUGGGAACAACUGAUGGAAAUUUUGAACUUACAUAUCACCUCCAAGUGUUAGUGCCCCCUGAAGUGACCCUGUCUCCGGGGAAGAAUAGAACUGUGGAGUGCAAAGCAAUUGCAGGAAGGCCAGCUGCACAGAUUUUUUGGGCCCCAGAGGGGGAUUGUGUCACUGGGAAAGAAUACCAGGACAAUGGCACAGUGACGACCAGGAGUAGGUGCCAUUAUCCAGAUGGCAAUGUGUCCACCGUGACCUGCUUGGUCUCCCACCUGACUGGCAACAGGAAUCAAUCCAUAGAUCUGCUUCCUGGUGCCAAAGGAACAGAAAAACUGUAUUAUCUAUACAUCUUCAUCCCUGUUAUUUUGGUCAUUGGGGGAUUCAUUUGUUGUUUGAAAAUCAGCGGUUACAGCUUAUUUCAUCUUUAUAGAAAAUGUAAAUUGAAAAAACCAGAAGCUACUACAGUUGUUGAGGAGGAUGAAAUGCAGCCCUAUGCCAGCUACACAGAGAAGAAUAAUCCACUUUAUGAUACUAUAAACAAGGUGGAGAUACCUCAGGUGUCACAAAGUGAAGUUGAUGGCACGGGCCUCCAUACUUUAUAAAUUAUUGGACUCUAACACCAGGAAAAACAAAUCAAGAUACAGUCCAACUACUGUUUGGCUUUUCUUACAGUUCUUGAAUAGAAGACCUAUUUUAAAAUUAGUCUUUCUAAGGUUCUUGGAGGACAGAGGUUUUCUAAUGAAUUUGCUUGUCUAUCUUUCUGCAAUUGGAAUUUUAGACUCAGCUGCUAUUUUUUGAAGAACUGACAUUAUUAUCACAAAGAAAGUGCAUGCUCAUGAUAACAUUUGAAUGGUGCAAUACAAUGAAUAGUGAAAUGUUUCCUCAAGAAAUAAUUUUCCAGAAGGAAGAAUCAUCAAUAGUUUUUUAUGUAUUCUUCUAGAAAUUUCUAUGUACAUAUGACAUGUGUAUAUGCCUGUGGUGGUUGUAUGCAUUUAUAUGCCAUUUUACAUAUGUUUUUGUACUAUAUGUAUAUACAUAUAUAUAUAUAUAU
This is a messenger RNA of Marmota flaviventris (yellow-bellied marmot), 1651 nucleotides long. It is a transcript of the gene Cd200r1, whose product is annotated as CD200 receptor 1. NCBI's taxonomy places the organism in Eukaryota, Metazoa, Chordata, Mammalia, Rodentia, Sciuridae. Gene Ontology annotation, biological process: regulation of neuroinflammatory response. Gene Ontology annotation, molecular function: signaling receptor activity. Gene Ontology annotation, cellular component: external side of plasma membrane. The record is from RefSeq and is a predicted model, not a curated record.